GCUACUAAGUCUUUAUAUAUUCCCUCGUGCGAGCCAAAGGUCUGGUUCUACCACCCAUUGUUGCCUCUUUCUCCACAAUGCUUUCCACACUCUCAAUCUUACUACUUGCUUCGGCUGCUGCUGGACGGGACAUUGCUUUCCCACCUGUGGCAGCAUAUCAAUCUCCCAUGAUGCACAGCUUUGGGCAUGAAGAGAUUGAUAUCACUGGAGCCAAGUUCGCAGGACUCACGACGUUUGCGAAUCUGCCUUACGUGCAUUGUCUCGACAAGGAUGGCUUCGAGAAAUAUGACAUUGCCAUCCUGGGAGCUCCAUUCGACACUGGUGUGACUGCGAGACCGGGUGCCCGAUUCGGACCAAAUGGCAUCAGAACAGGAUCUCGUCGCAUUCAUCCGGACUCGGCAUGGAGCAUCUACAGUGGAAACAAUCUAUUCAAGGAAUGGGCCACCAUUGUCGACUGUGGGGAUGCUCCCCUGACCGUGCUGGACAACACUGUGGCUUUGAAGCAGCUCGACACAGCCCACAGAAUCAUCUCGAGCCGACCAACCAACUCGACGGACUACACUGUACCGAGAAUUGUAACCCUUGGCGGCGACCAUACAACGACUCUAUCUGCUUUGAGGUCUACGAUCAAGCAUUGGGGCCCAGUAAGUGUCAUCCACUUCGACAGCCACAUCGACACAUGGGAUCCCGAAGUGCUCGGAGGAGGCGUCUCGCACUAUGCGGGCGUCAACCAUGGCACUUUUCUGCACAUUGCACACGAAGAAGGCCUGGUCAGAAACACCUCAAUCCAUGCAGGAAUCAGAGCGCCAGUCAUGAACAAGAAGCAUGAUGUAAGGAACGACCGACGCUGCGGGUUUGAGAUGAUCAAGGCCAGGGAUAUCGAUAGACUCACACCCCAAGGAGUCAUUGACAAGCUGAAGCGCCGCGUCGCUGGGACGAAGGUUUACAUAUCUGUUGACAUUGAUGUUCUUGACCCUGCAUUCGCGCCAGCAACGGGCACAGCAGAAGUCGGAGGUUGGACUACGAGAGAACUUCUCACAAUCCUUGAUGGAUUAUCAAGUCUGCAUGUCGUUGGAGGCGAUGUUGUCGAAGUGGCACCCAUCUAUGAUAAUCCUGGAGAGCCGACCACUUUGGCAGCAUCGGAGGUCGUCAUGUCUUUGCUGCAGUUGAUGGUGGACAAUCCAGUUAGAGCGGAUUCAGGCCCGUUGUGAAUUGUACGGUAACCAAGCAGAUAAUCGGCCAUCGUGCUCGGGUGUUUACGCUCAGAGAACCAUCACUAAAACCCAACUGAUUGAAUUUUGCCGCGAGUC
Aureobasidium pullulans EXF-150 is the source of this 1310-nucleotide messenger RNA. Its product is annotated as Arginase/deacetylase. The record is from RefSeq and is a predicted model, not a curated record. Bases 78 to 1211 code for a protein of 377 amino acids. Gene Ontology annotation, molecular function: metal ion binding; agmatinase activity. NCBI's taxonomy places the organism in Eukaryota, Fungi, Ascomycota, Dothideomycetes, Dothideales, Saccotheciaceae. The transcript has a single exon.